GCACUGUGGCACCAUCACAGCUUCAACACCGAGGCGAGAAGAAAACAGCUCUUCGCACACGGACGACAGCCAAUCAGCGGGCUGGUUUCUCUUCAGCAUCUCGGAGGGGACUUUCACCGUCUGCAGACUCGAGCUCAGGCAGCGGGGAGGAAGGACACUUCAAGACUCCGCGACGCACAAUUAUGGUUUUGUGAACUUGACAAGGAGAGGUGGAGGAUUACAUCAUCACCAGCACAAAGAGAAAACAAAAGACAGCUAAUCCAAGCACUGCACAGAAGGAACCACAUUCCCACACAAGCAUGGCAGACCAGAAGUAAGUGUUUAGAAGUCAUGUUAUGAGCCUUCACUUCACAUUUUGUGUGUAAAUUACAAAUAUCCAUCUGCUCUCUUGGUUCUUUAAAUGUGCGCCUUCUGAAUUCCACAGAGAUCUAUUUAUAUCUUUCAUCACUGUGCCAGAACACGCAAGACAUCUGUCCAUUCACAGGCAGUGCGAGCACAGAACCGCACCUCUUUAGACUCUAAUCUUGCUUCGUAACACAGAAGUACUUUACAAAAAAAGGGACAGCCAAAAACAAAUGAGCAAGUUGUGUCUUGACCUCCAGGUAUGACGCACUGUUUACUUUCUGCAGAAGAGUUUGUCCUCCAGAACAGGGCUGGAUCAGAGGUUUAUCUGCCAAAAACCCUCUUUUUCCUCCCAGAGUACAGGCUGUGAUUAAAUGUCCUUUUCUCUUGUAUUUGUUCUUUUUUUAUCAACUCCAUUAGCUUUUCCUGUAAAUCUUGAUUAAUGAAUUUAAUGCUGCUGCUUGAUGUACAGCCAAUAGGACCCCUUGUAUUCUGAAUAUUCAGUUAUGUCGUUGGAAAGUGUGGCUACAUUUCCCAUUACAUCACCUCAACUGAAAACUGCCAUGUACGCGUCGAACAUCACAUGGAUGGUCAGAUGAUGUUGUGUUUCCCCCCCCCCAUCAGAGACAACAUAGACGACUUUAAAGUCCAGACAGCCAAGCAUCCUAACUUGGGCUCGGCACCUUUACGGCAGCACAGUGAACAGUCUAAAGACCGGGCGUCCAAAAGGCUUUCAACUGAGUCUAAUGGGACCAGUGACGGAGGUGUGGGCUCGUCCACACCAGUGGAGGUGACCGCUUUGGAGGAGUCUUUUCGCCGCUUCGCCAUCCACGGUGACACUCGCGCUACAGGCAAGGACAUGCACGGCAAGAACUGGUCCAAGCUCUGCAAGGACUGUGGCGUGAUUGACGGCAAGAACAUCACCCUCACUGACGUGGACAUCGUCUUCAGCAAAGUCAAGAAGAAAUCCUGUCGCGCCAUCACAUACGACGAGUUCAAGGUUGCACUCAUAGAUCUGGCAAAGAAGAAAUAUAAAGAAAAGACUGGAGAGGAGGCCGAGGCCGAGGUCUUCAAGCUGAUUGAGGGGAAGACACCGGUCAUCGCAGGAGUCACGCGAGCCGUGGCUUCCCCGACAGUGAGCCGUCUGACGGACCCCACCAAGUUUACAGGGUCACACAAGGAGCGCUUCGAUGACACCGGCCGCGGGAAGGGUAAGGCGGGACGAGUGGACAUGGUUGACACUUCCGGAUACGUCUCGGGGUACAAACAUCGAGGGUCAUACGAAAAGAAAGUGAAUAAACCCACCGAGGGCAAACCCAUGUGAGGGCGAGGAUAAGGAAAUGAACAUUUGAUCAACUACUAGGAUAGUUUUCUAUUAAAAGAGUACUCAAAGAAAGCACAAAGUAAUAGGAUUUCAUACAUUUCCUCAGCCAUCUAUUGUGUGUGUGUGUGUCUGUGUGCGUGUAAGAGAGAGAUGUUUUUGAGUUCCUCUCUUUGAGAAGUGUGAGAACUGGAAAACUGUUUACAUCUAUUUUUACAAUGUCAUCACCCGCUGGUACAUUCCUGUCUGAUUGCAAGUUACUGCCAAACACUGAAGAGAACAAAUGAGAGAAACCUAUGCUAUGAAUAUUGAAGAAGCUUUGUUUUUAUGAUAGGGCCUUAUAAUAUUUAUUGAGCACAAUGAACAACAUGCCAAGAAAAACAAAAGCGGGACAACAGUUUGAUGAAUUAACAACAUUGCACUUUUUUUAAAUGGAAUUUUUUCUAUUCCCCUAUUUAGCCGAAUAAAUGCAUUUUUAAUUUGUUUUGCAGAGUUUCAAUGAGAAUUGGCUGAGAACCUUUUCUUUUGAAAACUUAAAAUUGUUCCAUCUUCAGUGUUAAUUGUCUGUCGGCCAUCCCCACCCUGUCAACUGUUAUUAAGUCUUAAAAGAAAAAUCAGCUGUUUUCUUAUUUUAUAAGCUCACACUGUUAUUUGAAUAAUUUGCCUUCAGCUCAAACCAAGAAAAUAUAUUAAGGGUUGUGUCAACUAGUUUUAAGUUUUUUGCAAAUAUACAAUGUAGUUAACUGUUCAUUUUUUACUUUUGCCAUAUCUUCUUACUUUUGUGAAUAUGUGAAACAAAAAAACUCCUUCCAUGCAAACCUUUUAAAUAUACCUGCUUAUAAUACUUCAACAAAAAAAAAAAAAAAUAUGAGUCUAGGAGAAUUUUCUCACAAACCAUUUUUGCCAACAUGCAUUUUGAAUUUUAAAUUGGUGUAUUCAUCUUAAGAAGGAAACUCUUUCCACAGUCGAUGAGCUCAGUUGUACAAGAUUGUAUUUUUAACAUUUUACUUAAAUUUCCUCAUCAGAUUUCUAUACAGUAGUUCUAAUAUAUGUGUGGUAAGAUUGUGUAUAUUCUAAAAGGUUAAAGCCACAUGGCUUGAUUUAUGACACUGGCUUCAUAUGUUGUUGUUUUUUCCUGUAUUGCUGUACUUUGUGCAUGUUUAUGUAUAUUGCAUUUGAUUCAGAAGCAAAUAGCUGACAGUAGUAGUUUGUCAUAUCUUAUCUGAACUGCUGUGAGAACAGACUACUGGACACACUUCAAUAUUUUAUUGCUAAGUGAUGAAAUUGUGAGGUUAUGAUUAAAUCUUGUAUUGCUUUGAAAUCAAUAUGUAUCAACUUGUACAUACAAAGUCAGCUACGCUCCAAUGCUAUAAUAUUUGUCUGUUGGUAAAGAUUUAGAGUACCUGUUAUGUGUGGUACUGUCAUCCAAGGCACAAAUUCAAAUGAAAACAAAAGCAGGGUUUUACUGUUGUAUCCCUACAUACUGUACGAGAUAAAAGAAAACAAUAACAAGUGACAUACUUUUGUAGAAUAUUUUUCCAACAUAGUGACAGUGUUUGUGUCACAUGCCACCUGUAGCCUCAGCUGAUGAAGAAUCAUGCAUUAAGUGCAAAACUAGCAGCUGCGUGUGUUAGUUUCUGUCUGCUGCAGUUGCUUGAUCUGUUUUCUGUGCUUUAUGCCAAAUACUGUGCACCUUUAAUGUGGAGGAACAAUAUUGUCUUUUUGUUUUUGUUUUUGAAAUAACUUUUAAUGUACUAUAGUGCCCCGGCAUGCAGUGUGUUUUUGUUCUUGUUCUUUAGACCUCUUAAUGUGUGUUCAUGAUUUGUAGUGCAUUAACCUAAAAUAAAAAGAAACACCUCCGAA
This is a messenger RNA of Cottoperca gobio, 3526 nucleotides long. It is a transcript of the gene tppp, whose product is annotated as tubulin polymerization promoting protein. Gene Ontology annotation, molecular function: tubulin binding. Gene Ontology annotation, cellular component: microtubule. The record is from RefSeq and is a predicted model, not a curated record. The coding region runs from base 926 to 1666 and encodes 246 amino acids. Gene Ontology annotation, biological process: microtubule bundle formation; positive regulation of protein polymerization; microtubule polymerization. NCBI's taxonomy places the organism in Eukaryota, Metazoa, Chordata, Actinopteri, Perciformes, Bovichtidae. The transcript has 4 exons.